Molecule: messenger RNA, 3324 nt
Organism: Hyaloscypha bicolor E
Lineage: Eukaryota; Fungi; Ascomycota; Leotiomycetes; Helotiales; Hyaloscyphaceae
Product: P-loop containing nucleoside triphosphate hydrolase protein
Exons: 10
Coding region: 1-3324 (1107 amino acids)
Biological process (GO): transmembrane transport
Cellular component (GO): membrane
Molecular function (GO): ATP binding; ABC-type transporter activity; ATP hydrolysis activity
Source: RefSeq, a predicted model, not a curated record
AUGCUGGAAGCAAGGAGAGCGGAAGCCGCUACCGCAAACGCUUCUGAGAAAAGCUUCACGAAUAGCCUUUCCGCCGACGAAGCAUCCGUUCUAGACAAGCAUCUAGCAUUCUCGGCAUCACCCGGGUCUUUUUUUCAACUAUAUCGAUUUGCGACACGAAAUGAUAAAUCCAUCGUUUUCGUCUCGAGCCUAUGUGCAAUUGGUGGAGGGGCCGCCAUGCCUUUAAUGACCGACUUCAAUCGCCUCCUUGUGCAUAAUGUACUCUAUUUCAUUUACCUUGCCAUUGGAGAGUGUGUUUUAAUUUACAUCGCCACCGUUGGAUUCAUCUAUACAUCCACGCACAUCACUUCUACUGUCAGGAAGGAGUACUUUGCGGCGUUGUUACGCCAGAACAUUGCCUUCUUCGAUAAUAUGGGUACUGGAGAGAUUGGAACUCGCCUUACAGCAGAUAUGAAUCUUUUCCAAGACGGCAUCGGACAUAAAAUUGUUUUGACGUUGACCGGGCUUGCAAACUUCUUCACCGCUUUCGUUGUAGGAUUUGUGAAGUAUUGGAAACUGACCAUGAUUUGCUUUGCCAGCGUAUUUGCUAUCAUGUUGGUGAUAUCUGCCGGAGAUAAAUUGAUGGUGAAGUACAACCAGGAAGGUAUUAAAGCGUACGCGAAGCGUGGAUCUGUUUCUGAGGAGAUCUUGGGAUCAAUAUGGAAUGCGACUGCAUUUGGGACGGCGAACCGAGCUGGAAUCAUACAGAAGUCGGUGCUGGCGGUAAUGAUUGCGACCAUAAUGUGUCUGGUGUUCUUGAACUAUGGCUUUGCUUUCUGGAUGGGAAGUCGGUUUCUUGUUGACGGAAGCGUGGACGUCGCGGAUAUUUUGACUAUUGUUCUUGCAAUUAUCAUCGGAGCUUUCACGUUCGGCCAGAUCGGCUCGAAUAUUCAGGCUUUCUCUGCUGCUGUUGCCGCAUCGUCAAACAUCUAUGCCACAAUUGACCGGAUAUCGCCCCUGGAUCCCGGCUCGGCCAGCGGCGAUAUUCCUUGGGAAGUAAAAGGUGAAAUUCGAUUCAAAGAAGUGAAACACAUCUAUCCAUCAAGACAGGAUGUGGUAGUGUUGGAGAAUUGCAAUCUUCAUAUCGAGGCAGGAAAGAAGACUGCAAUUGUGGGGGCUUCGGGAUGUGGGGAAAGCACCCUAAUUAGUCUCCUGGAGCGAUUCUAUGAGCCUGUUGGGGGUACUAUUCUCCUCGAUGGGAUUGAUAUUAGUGCCAUCCAAAUGGGAUGGUUUCGCCAGCAAAUUUCUUUGGUUGAGCAGGAACCAAAGCUGUUUGAUGACACGAUCAUGAACAAUAUCAAGUUGGGAUUGAUUGGAUCUGCAUACGGCAAUGGCUCUGAGCAGCAGCAGGAGGAAAGGAUAAAAGAGGCAGCAAAAAAUUCUCAUGCACAUUACUUCAUCAUGCAGCUCCCAGAUGGGUACCGAACCCACGUCGGCAACUCCCUUCUUUCCGGUGGACCGAAGCAGUGGAUAGCUAUUGCACGCGCUAUUCCUACCUCGGCGUUGGACGGCAAGUCCAAAGGGGUGGUACAAGCAGCACUCGAGGAAGCUUCCAAGAACCGAACCACACUUAUUGUGUCUCAUCGGCAGUCGACUAUUGCGGAUGCAGACAUUGUCGCGGUGAUGAAAGAUGGGAUGAUUGUUCGGCAUGGCCCGAGAGAGGAGAUCCUGGAGACCUCCCGCCAAGAGCCCACCGAGGAUAUCACGCAGUCCUCGGCUGGAGGGUUGAGAAGGCACUCGCUUUGGACUUUAAUCACAUUCAUCGCCUCCUUCAAGAAAGCGGAGUCUCUUUUGAUGCUCUGUGGCCUCAUCUUCGCCAACACCGCCGGGGGAGGGCAGCCAGUUCAAGGAGUCUUCUUCGCAAAGUCCGCUGUAGCACUCUCGCGAGUAUUCUUCGCAUAUUGUUCCGAGGCCUUGAUCUUCCGAGCUCGUAGUCAUGUUUCCCGCACGCUCCUUCGGCAAGACAUUGCUUUCUUCGAUAAACGUUCGACUGGGACACUCACAUCUUUCCUCGCAACUGAGAUCACUCAUCUGGCUGGGUUGUCGAGCACAGCCCUCAGCACCCUUCUGAUGUCUGCUACUACUCUGAUUUCUGCCAUAGUCGUCAGCUUAGCAGUUGGGUGGAAGUUGGCUCUCGCACUAAGUCGAUUCGAAAGUGUGAUGCAGAAAUCUUAUACUGGGUCAGCUUCAUACGUAUCUGAAAAGCUGCACUUGAUUCGGACCACUGCCUCGUUGUCCAUGGAGCACCACGGACAAUGCGAAUACUCAGGCAUGCUAGCCUCGCAAGACCGAAAAUCACUGGUUUCAAACUUGAAAAUCUCGGUCUUGUAUGCUCUUUCGCAGUCUGUUAUCUUCCUGUGCAUUGCUUUGGGGUUCUGGUAUGGUGGUACCUUGAUUGGGAAUUCGGAGUACAGUCUCUUCCAAUUCUUUGUUUACUUCGCCGAAAUCAUCUUCUCCGUUCAGUCAGCAGGUGCUUUCUUCAGCUUCACGGGAGAUAUGGGCAAGGCGCAUCUUGCCGCUUUGGCCAUCAAAUGUCUGACGGAGCGUCAGCCAACAAUAGACAUUUGGAGAGACCAGGGCAAGAAAUCAGGUGGAGUUGGAGAUUUCGAGUUUCGAAAUGUUGGGUUUAAGGAUAAGAACAAAGAACGUACUUGGGUUCUCAGGCCACUAGAUAUUCGUAUCCAAAGGGCCAGUACAUUACGCUUCUUGAUUAUCUUUGGUCACGCUGGCGGCAAGAGCACUAUCUUUGGAUUAUUAGAGCGAUUUUAUGAUGUCUCUGAGGGAGAUAUACCUAUUGACGGCCGAAAUAUCAAGGAACUUGAUAUCAAAACAUACAGAUCGCGGCUCGCCCUGGUGUCUCAAGAGCCAAUCCUAUACCAAGGCAGCAUUCGAGACAAUAUUCUUUUUGGAUCGGAAAGAGAAGACAUAGCAGAUGAGGAGAUACAAAGGGCAUGUGGAGAGGCAAAUAUCUGGGACUACAUAACGUCACUUCCCGAAGGUCUCGCAAACGACUGCGGCUCCAAAGCUAUACUGUUACCCGACGAAGCUACAUCAGCAUUAGACAGAGAGUCUGAAGGCGCGGUUCAAGCCGUUUUAGAUAGAGCGGCGACUGGAAGGACUACGAUUGUGAUUGCGCAUCGAUUGAGUACGGUGAAGAGGGUAGAUAUAAUCACUGUUUUGGAGAGCGGGAGAGUUGGAGAAAGUGGCAAUCAUGACGAAUUUAUGGAUCUGGAGGGAAUGUACUGUGCUAUGUUGCAUAGGCAACAAGUUGAGGGAGCACAUUAG